AUGGAGUAUAAGAACAAUGUGACAGAGUUUGUUCUCCUUGGGCUCACAGAAAAUCCAAAGAUGCAGAAAGUCAUAUUUACUGUGUUUUUGGUCAUCUACAUCAUCACUAUGGUAGGAAAUGUGCUCAUCGUGGUCACCAUCACCACCAGCACAUUGCUGGGAUUGCCCAUGUACUAUUUCCUGGCCCAUCUCUCCUUUAUUGAUGCUUGCUAUUCCUCUGUUACUACCCCUAGACUGAUUGUAGAUUCACUCUGUGAGAGGAAGACCAUCCUAUUCAAUGGAUGUAUGACCCAAAUCUAUGGCGAACAUUUCUUUGGAGGUGCUGAGAUCAUCCUUCUUACUGUGAUGGCUUAUGACCGCUACGUGGCCAUCUGCAAACCCUUACACUACACAACCAUCAUGAACCGGAGAGUGUGUGUCCUGCUAGUGGCAAUCUGCUGGGUGGGAGGCUUUCUUCAUGCAACCAUACAGAUCCUUUUCAUGUUUAGAUUACCUUUCUGUGGCCCUAACAUCAUAGAUCACUUUAUGUGCGAUCUGAACCCGGUGCUCAAUCUUGCCUGUACCGAUAACCACAUUCUAGGGCUCUUUGUUGUUGCCAAUAGUGGGUUCAUUUGUCUGUUAAUCUUCUUCCUCUUGUUGGUCUCUUAUGUUGUCAUCCUAUAUUCUCUAAGGACCCACAGCUUAGAGGGGAAGCGCAAAGCCCUCUCAACGUGUGUUUCCCACAUCACAGUGGUCAUCUUAUUAUUUGUGCCCUGCAUAUUUGUGUACACGAGACCCACAGCCCCUUUUUCUGUGGAUAAGGCAGUUGCUGUAUUCUAUGCUAUUGUAACUCCCAUGCUAAAUCCUUUAAUCUAUACCUUGAGAAAUGCACAGAUGAAAAAUGCCAUUAUAAAAUUGUGCAACCGAAACUUACUCACUGCA
Orycteropus afer afer is the source of this 921-nucleotide messenger RNA. RefSeq names its product olfactory receptor 4C46-like. NCBI's taxonomy places the organism in Eukaryota, Metazoa, Chordata, Mammalia, Tubulidentata, Orycteropodidae. The record is from RefSeq and is a predicted model, not a curated record. Gene Ontology annotation, cellular component: membrane. Gene Ontology annotation, biological process: G protein-coupled receptor signaling pathway. Gene Ontology annotation, molecular function: G protein-coupled receptor activity; olfactory receptor activity.